Messenger RNA from Botrytis porri, 2013 nucleotides. RefSeq lists its product as uncharacterized. Gene Ontology annotation, cellular component: ESCRT-0 complex. Gene Ontology annotation, molecular function: phosphatidylinositol binding; ubiquitin binding. Bases 1 to 2013 code for a protein of 670 amino acids. Gene Ontology annotation, biological process: protein transport to vacuole involved in ubiquitin-dependent protein catabolic process via the multivesicular body sorting pathway. The record is from RefSeq and is a predicted model, not a curated record. NCBI's taxonomy places the organism in Eukaryota, Fungi, Ascomycota, Leotiomycetes, Helotiales, Sclerotiniaceae. The transcript has 6 exons.
AUGUUUCGCGCGCAACAAAAUGCCUUUGACGAGGUCGUCGCUAAGGCGACCGACGAGAACCUCACCUCGGAAAAUUGGGAAUACAUUAUGGAUGUUUGCGACAAAGUAACUGGUGAAGAUGGUGGUGCUAAAGAUGCCGUUGCAAGCAUGAUAAAGAGGUUGGCGCAUCGAAAUGCCAACGUACAAUUAUAUACUUUAGAGCUUGCCAAUGCGUUGAGUCAAAAUUGCGGCGCGAAAAUGCACAGAGAGUUGGCUUCGAGAGCGUUCACAGAUGCACUAUUGAGACUGGCGAACGAUAGAAACACACAUCAACAAGUCAAGGCAAAGAUUCUAGAACGAAUGGCGGAAUGGGCAGGAAUGUUUACAGACCCUGAUUUGGGAAUUAUGAAUGAUCAGUACCACCGCUUGAAGAGCCAGAAUCCCAACUUACACCCACCUUCCGCCCCAUCAAAGAAUCGACUUACGGAUUUAGAUCGACAGAAGGAAGAAGAUGAAUUACAGAUGGCAUUAAAAUUAUCCAUUCAAGAUAAAAGUAGUCAGCCAAAGGCUGCACAACCAUCCGAUUCAUCCGCUGGACCGGCACAAUCGCAACAAGCUGCACAGCCACAACAAGUACCAUCUGGGACCACUGCGGCUACUGUCUCAAGAGUGAGAGCACUUCACAAUUUCCAGCCUACAGAUGCAGAUGAGUUACAGUUUCGAAAAGGCGAUAUCAUUACAGUUGUAGGAUCAGUAUAUAAGGAUUGGUGGAGGGGAUCCCUACGAGGGAAGACUGGUAUUUUCCCAUUGAAUUAUGUCGAGAAAUUAGUCGAUCCUACACCAGAAGAAUUACAACGAGAAGCGCAAAUGGAGGCCGAGGUUUUUGCCGAAAUCAAGAAUGUCGAGAAGUUACUCACAUUAUUGAGUACUUCAUCAUCUCAAUUAGAUGCCCGUGAUAAUGAGGAAAUUACAAAACUUUACCAUUCUACUCUCGCCAUUAGGCCGAAGCUUAUUGAGCUUAUUGGAAAGUACUCUCAGAGAAAAGAUGAUUUCACACAACUCAAUGAGAGAUUCAUCAAAUCAUGUCGUGAUUAUGAAAGCUUACUUGAUGCCUCUAUGACACAGGCACAACCUUAUCAAUAUGGUCGACCAGGGCAAGUACCUCAAGGUCCACAAGGUUAUGGGUACCCUCCUCAAGCCGCAAGACCACAACAAGAGCCCCAGAGAUAUUAUACACCAUCUCAAUCAGAACCACCAUAUCAGCCACAACCAUCUCCAUCUAACGGUUAUCCUCCUCAACUCAAUGGACCGGCCCCAUUUUACGUUGUAGCUCCAGGUCAACAAGCUCCACAAUCAGAGAAUCAUCAAUCAUAUCCCGGACAACAACCUCCACAAGCAGAGAGUCAUCUACCAUAUCCCAGCCAACAGCCUCCUCAAUCAGAGAGUUAUUUACCAUACCCCGGCCAGCAACCUCCACAAUCAGAGAGUCAGCAGCCAUAUCCCCAAAGAGAUCCUACCCCUCGUAUUCCAUCAGGUUCACAACUACCUCCACUUGAAACUAGCAGUCCUCCUCCAUCUCAAUACCCAACUCCACAACCACAAACUGGACACCGCCCUCAAAGUACAUAUUCUAAUCCACAAGAACUUGCAACUUCUGUCUAUGAUUCUCCAGUUCAACAACAAAAUCCUCAUCCAUAUGCUGCAUACAACGAGACAGACCCAUAUACAGCCACACCAGCCCCAUCUCAACCGCCUCAACAAUACAAUGCUUAUAAACCUCUUCAACAACCAUCACAACCUCCUCAGCCAUCUUAUGAACCACCAGCACCUCCAGCUUCGUUGCCUAGUCCAGUUCAAGGGAGCCCAUAUCCGGUGUUAGGGGAUGCGAGGUCAACCUUGCCUAGCCAGGGGCAAUACAAGGCGUAUCGACGACCGGAUAGUAGUGAUAGUAAUCAGGGACCGAGUCAGGGGCUGGCUAACGCGCCUAGUGCGCCACCCGGGAGUGCAUCCAAUCCGGCAGAUUUUUAUAGAUAA